Messenger RNA from Rotaria sordida, 711 nucleotides. The record is from the annotation of a GenBank genome assembly. Lineage: Eukaryota; Metazoa; Rotifera; Eurotatoria; Philodinida; Philodinidae.
AUGUCGGUUAAAGAUGAACAAUUACAAGAAAUUGAAGCACUGGCUUCAAUCUAUCCUGAUGAAAUUACAGUACUAUCAGAGGAUCCUUAUCCUAAAUUCAAACUUAUAAUAAAACCAACAACAAAUGAUGAAGAUGAACUUAGACCCUUUCUUCUACUGGAAGUUAAAUUUCAUGCUAAUUAUCCUGAACAAUCACCAGAAAUAAACAUUAUCGAUUCAGCUAAUGUCGAUGAUACAUCAUCAUUUGAAAGUGAAAUAAAUAAAAUUUGUGAAGAAAAUUUAGGUAUGCCGGUUAUAUUUACAUUGGCUAGUCAUCUUUCUGAACAAUUGAGUAUUCAAUCUGAAAAUCGUCAAAUUCGUCAUCUAGAAAAUCUUGAACGUAAACAACGUGAAGAAGAAGAAGCUGAACAAAAACGAUUUGAAGGUACAUGUGUUACUGUUGAAUCAUUUAUUAAAUGGAAAGUUAAAUUUGAUGCUGAACGAAAUGAAUUAACAAAAACAAUUAAAAUUGAUGAUAAUGAAAUAAAAAAAUUAACAGGUCGACAAUUAUUUGAAAAAGAUCGUUCACUUUAUGAUUCAGAUAUUAAAUUUGUAUCGGGUGAAGGUGGUGAAGUGGUCGAAGUUGAUGAAUCGUUAUUUGAAGAUAUGCUCGAUUUAGAUUUAGAUGAUGCAGCUACAACUGGUAUUGAUUUAUCGGAUGUUGAUCAAUAA